AGGCGCGGAGGGGGUCGGAAGUCUCGCGAGAAGUCGUCGACGCCCUUCUGUUUUUGGCGGUUUUUUCGGAGACUCGCUGAGGGGAAAAAGUUUCGUGUCCUCGCGCCUCACUUUUCUCCCCUUAUUUUUUCGCGUGUUUCCGUUGAAUCCUGUUCUUGUUACUAAGGCCGUUACGGAGGGGGGGGGAGAGAAGAAAGGAGCAGGAAAGGCUCUAGCCAGCUGAAAACGAACGGAAACCGUCUGGCUGGAAACGAAAGCCAAGAGACGCGAUGGCCGGCGCGAACCCGAUCCAGAGCCUGUGUGAGGAAACGACCUGCCCCAUUUGCCUGGGAUAUUUCCAAGACCCCGUCAUGACCGACUGCGGGCACGUCUUCUGCCAAAAGUGCAUCGCCCAGCACUGGGGUGUGGGUGGGGAACCAGGCAGCGACGCCAUCUUCUGCCCUCAGUGCAGGGAACCUUGCCCCGAAGGGAGCCUCAGGCCCGUCCGGCCCUUGGCCAACAUCACCGAGAUUGCCCAGAGGCUCAGCCUUCAGCUGGCCAGGGCGACCGAAGCCGUGGGGGUUCAAAUGUGCGAGGACCACCAGGAGCCCCUGAAACUGUUCUGUGAGGACGACCAGGUCCUUCUGUGUGUGGUGUGCGACCGGUCCAGAGAGCACCGGGAGCACAACGUGAUCCCCAAGAAGGAGGCUUUCGAAGAGCACAAGGAGACAAUUUUAGACCACCUGGAAUUUCUGAGGAAAGAAAGAGAAGAAAUCUUGUCUUGUAAACUGGAAAAGGAAAAUGGAAGCCAGAAUCUAUUGAAAGAGGUGGAAGUAGAAAGGCAGAAAAUUGUGGCUGAAUUUAAGGAACUACAUCAGUAUUUGGAAAAAACAGAGACGUUCUUGUUAACUAAACUGGAGAGUCUGGAUGAUGACAUUAAAGAUGUAAGAAAUAAAAUUGUAGCCACACUCUCCCAUGAAAUUUCCUCUGUGGAUAAACUUAUCAAGGAAAUGGAAGAGAAGCACGGUCAGCUAGAAGAUGAAUUCUUGCAGGAUAUCAAAAGUGUCUUGCAAAGGUGUAAAAGAGAGAAAUUUGUGAAGCCUAACAUUCCUUUUCCUCAGCUAAGGAAACAUAUUGAAUACUUCUCUGAAAUCCAUUCUGUUCUGGAGCACGUUGUGAAAAAAAUCAAAGACACUGUGCUCUCUGAACUUGAUGCAAAGAAAGACAUACCUCUUCCCAAGAUGCUCAUAUCAUCAGCUUCUCUUGUAAAACAUGAUUACUAUGCCUCUAAAAGUGAAUUUUAUUGUUGGUCCAGUGUUUUGGGGGUUGAGAGAAUAAACUCAGGAAGACAUUCCUGGGUGGUGGAUGUGGGACAGAGAAGAUACUGGACUGUGGGAGUAGCCAAAGAGGAUUUAAGAGAACAGAACAAGAUCCAUUUAAGCCCUGAGAAAGGGGUCUGGGCCGUGGGGAAGUUGUCACUAAACAGUAAUGAUACACACUGUGCUUUCCCCCCUCCUGGAAUACCUCUGGAGCAGUUCUGGAUACACAGCAACUUCAAGAUCAACAACCCUUCUGUUUCACCGACAAGGAUCCGUGUAUCGCUUGACUAUGAACAAGGAUCGGUGACCUUUUCUGAUGCUGAUACACAUGACCUCAUCUAUACUUUCAACAAUGCCUCAUUUGCUGGGGCAAAACUGUGCUCCUGGCUCAGUCAAGGCCUGAUGUUGUGCUGAUGCUCUUUGAAUCUUAGUAGGUGUGAGAGUGGCAAGGUCCAAUCUAUGACCAACUGAAUUCAUGUAAAGAAAUAGGUGAUGGUGAGAGACGGAAAACAGGUGGGCAAGUUGAAACUUUGGUGAUACCACCCCUACCACCAUUUAUAUUUCCUGCUUCAGUAGAAAUUAUCUCUGUUCUUUUCCUGUGGAUCAAAAUUGCUGAGGAAUUUUUAAUAAAAAGAAUUAUCUAGUGCUCCCUGUAUCAAUCUGUAACAUGCAUAGGUUAGGUGAUGUGGGAUAGCAGUGAUGACACUAUAAUCAAACGGAGCUGUAGCUACCAGAUAUAGAUGUUCCCUGCCUUCUUUGGCUUACACCUUCUCUCUUGCUUGCCUAUGCCUGGACUCGAACCAGUUGCUCGCCCCAUCCAAGUCCCACAGAACUGCCUCUCCAUCUCACAGCAGCACACACAGCCAGCCAAGGGGAAAUGGUGCAGAAAGUAGAAUUUUGUUUCUGUUCUGCACAGAUUGGAGGGCAGUCCGGAUCACUGGCUCAAGCUGAAAGGGUGAAUCCCCAUUAGUUUUAGCUUUCCCCCUCCCCACCCUCAGAAAUCCUAAUUUUUAAGGGGCAGCAUAAACCUUUUUCCUCUUUGCCCUAACUCUGCAUUUAAAUUGGACAUUCCCUAGCCAAGUUUUUUUGCGGGUGGUGGAGGGUGUGAGUGAGGAGUUAACCUGUGUAGUUUCUGUACUGCUUUAACCAAAGACAUGUUAGCAAUGCUAGGUCAAAAACCUGAUUCGUUUUUAUUUUUGAUACUCUUGUCCAAUCUGAUAGGAAAGCGUAUUCCUUUGAAAAUGUUCAAAAAUCAUAAUUCUGUUGUUUGGUGUGUGUGUUUUUAAAUUUCAAGGGAAUGGCAAAAAGAGGACAGUUUCAUCGUAGCUAUGUACAGAAAGUAGUAAAGGAAGAAAGUAUUUUUCUUUAUAACCUGUUGGUUAUAAUAUUAUACUGUAUUAUUGGCUCUAUUGCCAUUUUUCUAUAUAAGCUUAUCAUAGUAAGACUGUAUGUUUAAUCUUUUUUCCAUAAUCCAAAGAAAGGCUUUUGACAGAUGUUUUCCUGAUUUGUGUAUAGGAUAAAUUGUUUCCUAUUAUGUAAAAAUCAGAUAUUUAACUUUAACUAAUUUAGUUUCUUUAGCUUUUGGGGAGCCCUUGUGGUAAGAACAAAGUUUGUUGUGAGCUUCUCUUUGCUUUAAUGUAUCUUGCACACCCAUUAAUCAUCCUUACUCAAUAAAAGUUUAUUCUUUUGCACAA
Messenger RNA from Pogona vitticeps (central bearded dragon), 2992 nucleotides. Its product is annotated as zinc finger protein RFP. Lineage: Eukaryota; Metazoa; Chordata; Lepidosauria; Squamata; Agamidae. The record is from RefSeq and is a predicted model, not a curated record. Gene Ontology annotation, molecular function: protein binding; zinc ion binding.